This is a messenger RNA of Scomber japonicus (chub mackerel), 1049 nucleotides long. RefSeq lists its product as uncharacterized. Gene Ontology annotation, molecular function: serine hydrolase activity. Lineage: Eukaryota; Metazoa; Chordata; Actinopteri; Scombriformes; Scombridae. The transcript has 4 exons. The record is from RefSeq and is a predicted model, not a curated record. Bases 133 to 990 code for a protein of 285 amino acids.
CGACAUUGAACUUUAAAGCACUGUGAACGAUGUACUUUAGAAGAAAGCAGCCAGGCAGCCUGUUCCACGAGAGCAUCACCGGCACACACCUGAAAACGGACACAUUUGUCACCUUUAACCUGAUGUCACCCGAUGGCUGCUGCUAUGUUGAACAGGACAGCUUUGAGCAGAGGUGUUACUGCCUACCGCCUCAGUAAAAAUGUCACUUUUUAUGUGAAUGAGAUGGCAUCUCCUGUGUCAGGAUGUCAGACCAAAGCCACUGAAGAUAUUAAACCUGUGACACUAAUGCUGCCAUGGUUUGGAUCACGGCCACAAGCUGUGGCAAAGUAUUGUGAAAUCUACUUCCGCACCGGCUUUGAUGUGCUUGUAGUGGAGAGUGAGGUGCAAGACUUCAUGUGGCCUCGCUGGGGACUGGAAAAUGGGAAAAGGUUACUGGAGUUGCUCAACAGUGAACGUUUUGUGUCCCGCCCACUGCUUGUCCAUGCCUUCUCCAUCGGUGGCUACACAUUUUCUCAACUGCUGGUUCAUGUGUCCAAGGACACACAGAAAUAUCAGGAGUUCACAAAGAGGAUCAAAGGCCAAGUCUACGAUAGCCUGGUGGUCGGCACUAUAGAGACGAUGGCUGUAGGUCUUGGUAAGACUGUAUUUCCACGUUUGGAGACACUAGUGAAACAAGUAAGCCUGCUAUACUUUCGAAUGUUCAAACGGCAAACAGUGGACUACUUUAACAUGGGCAUCGAUGCGUUUUGGAACAGUCCUGUCACUGUUCCUGCACUGUUCUUCUUUUGCAAGAAUGAUACACUAAGCAACGCACAAGCUUUGGAAGAAUUGAUUGAUUUCUGGCAGAAGCGCGGUAUUGAUAUAACAGCAAAAAAGUGGGAGGAUUCAACACAUGCAGGUCACAUAAAGAGGCACCCACAAGAGUAUGUGACCACCCUAGAUAUGUUCCUCCAUUCACUCCACAUCACCCCUUUGAAGGCAAAGAUGUGAAAGGGCUUCAGCCUAAUCUAAUAUCUUGAAAUCGUCUAUUUUCUUUGAGUAACUGGAAA